Messenger RNA from Lichtheimia ornata, 1017 nucleotides. RefSeq lists its product as uncharacterized. The transcript has 6 exons. NCBI's taxonomy places the organism in Eukaryota, Fungi, Mucoromycota, Mucoromycetes, Mucorales, Lichtheimiaceae. Bases 1 to 1017 code for a protein of 338 amino acids. The record is from RefSeq and is a predicted model, not a curated record. Gene Ontology annotation, molecular function: Hsp90 protein binding.
AUGGCCGACGAUAACAAGCAACAAGCCAUUGCUGAAAAGGAACUUGGCAAUCAGGCUUACAAGAAGAAGCAAUUCGAAGAGGCUCUCUCUCAUUAUGAAAAGGCCUGGUCUCUCGAUGACACCAACAUUUCCAUUCUCACCAACAAGGCUGCUGUAUUGUUCGAGCAAGAAAAGUAUGACGAGUGCAUCAAGACUUGUGAAGAAGCUAUCGAGGUCGGUCGCAGCGUCCAUGCAGAUUACAAGCUUAUUGCACGUGCAUUGCAACGUAUUGGUAACGCCCAUGUCAAGUUGGAUCAAUUGGAUAAGGCCAUCCUCUCUUAUGAAAAGUCUUUGACUGAGCAUCGUACUCCUGAUACUCUCCAAAAGUUGCGUGACACCCAAAAACUUCAAAAGGAGCGUGAGAAGGCAGCUUACUUCAACCCUGAGCUUGCUGACAAGGCACGUGAAGAGGGUAAUGCACUUUUCAAGCAACAAAACUGGCCCGGUGCUAUUGAGCAAUACACUGAAGCAAUCAAGCGUAACGAUAAGGAUGUGCGUCCCUAUUCCAAUCGUGCAGCAUGCUAUCUCAAGUUGAUGGCAGUCUAUGAAGCAGAGAAGGACGCUAAUCGUUGUAUUGAGCUUGAUCCCACUUUUGUACGUGGUUAUAUCCGCAAGGCUGCUGUUGAAUUUGCAAAGAAGGAAUAUCAAAAGUCUAUUGACGUCCUCAAGGAAGCUCAAGAACACGACAAGGAUGGCAAGUCUGCCCGUGAAAUCCAACAACAAAUGAUGAAGGCAUACAAUGCCAUGAACCCAAUGGCUGGUGGUGGUGGUGCUUCCGAUGAUGUGUCUCAAGAGGAAGCUUUGAAGCGUGCAGCACAAGAUCCCGAAGUUCAGCGUAUUUUGAUGGAUCCUGUCAUGCAACAAAUUCUUCAACAAAUGCAACAAGAUCCCAAGGCUGCACAAGAACAUUUGAAGAACCCUCAAGUUGCCAGCAACAUUCGCAAGUUGAUGAAUGCCGGUGUUCUCCGAGUAGCAUAA